AUGUCCGACACGGCGACAACAUCGUCGACGACAGUGGUGAUCCACCUGAAAAACAGCCGAGCCACGCAAGAUGCGACGUCGGCGACGGCGAGCGCUCAACUCCACCACAACCCCUCCUCGCGACGCUACUGCGACGUCUCCCUCGCCUCGUCCGAAGAAUCUUCGGAUCUUUCCGACGCCGACGAGGAGAAGGAGGAUCUGAUUCGACGGACGACGACGACGACGUCUUCGUCGAAAGAGACGAUGGAGGAGGAGGAGGAGGAGGAGGAGGAGUUCGAUGACGUCGUCAUGGAAGAGGACGGUGUCGAGACGGAAGAACAUUAUGCGAAGGUUCCAAGGCAGACACUGAUAAUAGCCAAUGGGCCGGGAGGUGGUGGAAUACUGAAGAAGAGCGGCGCAAAGAGUGAGUGCCAUGUCGUCGAAUUGUAUCAAAAUAGGUGUUGCUUUGAUAUUAUCCAACCGGUCGGUGCCGUGCCACGUCAUUCUUCGCGAACAAUUCCACUUUUUGGGUUCUUCGCAUCGAAGGGCACCGAUUUUUGUUCAGUCUUUUUUGAAAAAAUCCCAUUUCCACUGUGUUUUCCGCCUAAUUUCACUUACGCCCGAUUGAGUUUCCGCUGCCCUAAUCCAGUUGCGCGGACACACACGAACCCCUCCAAAUCGCAUCCUUUUUUGCCAAAAAAAAAAAACGAAACUUUUUGAACAAUUUGCAUAUUUUAAGGUCAGCAAAAGCCAUAAAAAGUGAGAUGCCUCAUUGAAGAGAAAAUCUCAAUGAAAUAACGCAUUUUUAUGCGUUGUGAUGCGCUACACACACACACAGACCAACUUUUCCGGCCGAUUUAUGUGUGUUUGUGUAGCAAAUGCAUCGAGCGAGAGAAAAAAGAGAUAAAACCGAAGAGUUCGACCAUUUUGUGCGUUGUUUUACGAGUCGUACGCAAGGAUUUGCGUUGAAAUGGAUGCGAAAGCGAGUAGGAAGAAAUUGCGAGUCAUAGUGGUCAACGUGGAGGUUUGUGUUGCCACGUUUCCACAUUUCCAUCGAAAUUUGCAUAACUGUUCACAAUUUGCAGAGAAACGUUCACACAUUUUCAAAUCAAUAAUGUUCUUCUCGAUUGCAGACACGUCCGAAAUCAUCCAUCAUCAUCCGUUGUUCGUGAAAGACACCUCCAAGUACUGGUACAAGCCCACCAUCUCCAGAGAGCAAGGUACGCCUUUUUUCACCCACAAAUAAAUUAUCGCCUUGCUUGCACUUGAGAAAUUGAUCAGUGAAUCAAGUGUAAAUUGGGAUUUCUCUCGUGCCACACCUACUGAUAAUAAUAGUAGUGUCGAGUUGAAAAGGAAGAAUGCUUCUUAUCAGUAGUCAAAUUGUGCCGAAAUUAGGAAUGAAAUUUCGGGAAAAGGGGUUGGGAUUCACUGGGAACACGUUGAUAGUCAUAGUGGUCAACUUGAAAUCCAAUGGGUGUUCCCUUGCUCUCUAACCCCCGCUCCAACAAGUGCUUCGCUCAGUUUCCCCCCCCAAUCAAAUCGAUGCUCUUACACACACACAUAUUGUGAACAUUCGUCCUCAUCUAGCUCGGAAGCUGCUCGGCUCUCCGGCUCUCGGAGCAUCCAAGCAUCAUUACACUGUGUGUGUGUGUGUGUGGUGUGCUUCGAAAGCCUCGCGGACCUUUGGCACACUACAUCUUGUGCGGAGAUCCUCGCAAAGUGCAAGGGAUGGAAAUUUGAGACCGUCAUGGCCGAACUUUUGCAACAAUCGAGAUUUCUCUUCCAAACGAGACAAUUGUCGGAAAGCGAAGGGGAGAGAAAGGGAUGAAUUAUGAAUGAGGCCCCGCAUCGCCUAGAAAUGGAGCACGCCGCAUUUGUUUUUCAUGGGAUUUAUUGCUCCCCGUGCGCAGACAGCCCGAAAAACCCGCAUGUCUCGAGACAAGAAGGGAUUGAAAAGGCUUUGAACCAUUGAGAACUUUUUUCAAAACUCACAACGGCCUAGAAGUCCAAUAUCGUUGUUUUGCAGCCAUCAACAUGCUCCGUGACAAGCCUCCCGGCACGUUCGUCGUCCGCGAUUCCAACUCAUUUCCGGGAGCAUUUGGGCUUGCUCUGAAGGUGCAAACACCUCCGCCAGGCGUCAAUCCAGGUACUACUAUACUAUACAUAGCAGAUUCACAGCCAAACGAUUUUGUAGGCGACGGAACCGAACUCGUCCGUCACUUUUUGAUCGAACCCUCGCCAAAGGGUGUCAAACUGAAGGGGUGCAAUAAUGAGGUGAGCGCGGCAUAUGGGUGGCAGAUGGAUGUGCGGAUUGAUAUGAGAAACAGCUCGAUGGGGACCGAAACGUGUACCCAACAUACCUCACUAGGGAAUGGCCCGCACUUAUCUUGGGCUAUAUGAUUCGAAAAAGAAUUUCACGGAGAAUCCGACGCUGCUCUCCAUUUUUGCUAAAGAGCACUGGCUGGCGAGAAAAUCUGCCUGUUUCUGCCACUUUUUCUAGCAAGUUCAUCUUCGGCGACGUGUAUCUCAAGAACCACGCGUCCGUUGCAGAAGUGGUCAACUAGUAAGUUAACGAAAAUUAUCUCGUUAAUAACUUUGUAGUUGAUCGUCUAUUUAAGAAAAAAAUUAGUUUUCGAGUUAUGAACAGUUUUCCUAGAGCGGAAAGAAAAAAGUUAGUGCUGGGGUCAGAGCGACGAUAACUCGAAAACUAAUUUUUUUUAAAUAGACGAUCAACUACAAAAUUAUUCACGGGAUAAUUUGCGUUAACUUACUAGUUCACCACUUUUGCAACGGACGCGUGGUUCUUGAGAUACAGGUCGCCGAAGAUGAACUUGCUAGAAAAUAUGGCAGAAACAGGCAGAUUUUCUCGCCAGCCAGUGCUCUUUAGCAAAAAUGGAGAGCAGCGUCGGAUUCUCCUUGAAAUUCUCUUUCGAAUCAUAUAGGUCCCAUUCCAAAAGCCCCGAAGGUCCCUAGUCAAUCCAAGGCUAGAAAACCUGAUUAUUGAUGGCAAAUCGCUUGGAAUUUCCCAAUGCCAAUUUGCAGCCCGUGUUCGGCUCGCUGUCCGCCCUCGUCUACCAGCACUCCAUCACCGCCCUCGCCCUUCCGACCAAGCUCGUACUUCCGGACUUUGACCCGGCCGCCACGCCCGAACAUUUGUCGGCCACACAAGCGCUCUUGGAGCAAGGAGCCGGUGAGAGCACACAGCAGUGUCCCAAACGAUUUCACGACUAAUUUGGCCCUUUUUUGCAGCGUGCAACGUCGUGUACGUCGGCAGUGUCGACGUGGAAUCGUUGACCGGCAACGAGUGCGUCAAACGGAGCAUUGCCACGUGUUCGCAGCGAGUCGUCAACGGCGAAACUCGCGCAGUCUCCGUCCACUUUAAGGUAGGGUAGGAGAAUUGUUCGCAAGCUCGCACUAUCCGCGUCUUUAAAGGUGUCCUCGCAAGGCGUCACGCUGACCGACAACACGCGCAAAGUGUUCUUCAGGCGGCACUUCAACGUGCAAAGUGUCAGCUUUGCCGGAAUGGAUCCGAUUGACAGGAGGUUGGCGGCACGGCCUGGGCAAUGCGGAAAAACUUGCAAAUGUUCAGGUUCGAAAACACGCGAGCGCUCGGAUUCCACGACGGCUGCAUCGCGCAGGCACGUCUCUUCGCGUUUGUCGCCCGAAUUCCGUCGUCGUCCGAGAAUGCGUGCCACGUGUUCGCCGAGUUGGAGCCCGAGCAGCCGGCCACCGCCGUCGUCAACUUUAUCAAUAAAGUCAUGUUGGCGCAAAAGAAUCGGUCGUAG
Molecule: messenger RNA, 3764 nt
Organism: Caenorhabditis sp. 36 PRJEB53466
Lineage: Eukaryota; Metazoa; Nematoda; Chromadorea; Rhabditida; Rhabditidae
Source: the annotation of a GenBank genome assembly